AUGAGUAGUGCAACUAUUGCUAAAGACUAGCUUCAAGUGAAGAGAAACCCCAACGACCCAAGAAGAGACUAAAACGUCAUUUUCUUUGACAAAGAGAACAUUCAAAAGCUCCACGCUGACACCAACCAAAGUGGCUCAGCCGAGUUCUACCAGCUAGUCUCUAUGUUCAUCGGUAUUUUCGCAUUCAUGAUGAAGGUUAAAUGGGCAGCCUGGGGAUCACUAUUCUUCUUUUUCACAGCAGUCAUCAAUAUGAAGAUCGAGGGCAGAUUCUAAUAAAUUUUCACUGGAAUUGGUAUCAUUAUGGUUUCAUUCGUGUCAGUGUAUCUUCAACCCCCUAUUCCACAACAGCCAAUCACUCAAGCACCCUAAUGA
Messenger RNA from Stylonychia lemnae, 372 nucleotides. Lineage: Eukaryota; Ciliophora; Spirotrichea; Sporadotrichida; Oxytrichidae. The record is from the annotation of a GenBank genome assembly.